UAAGACUCUUUGGUCUCUUCUCUUCCCUCGGUCUCAGGUUGAAGCCAUCGGUUUUGACUCUGAGUGAGAAAGAGGAACCAAUCCGAAGGUCUGAAUGCAAUCAACGGUGGCGGCGGAGCAGUCGACGGAGACGAAGGGGAAGCACCGCUUGGUGACUGAGUUGAAGCGGUUGGAGGCUGAAACCCGGUUCUUGGAGGAAGAUAUGGAACAGCUUGAGAAGACGGAAAAAGCUUCGGCUGUACUGCAAGAGCUUUUGAAUGAAGUAGAGAGAAGACCUGAUCCCUUGCUGCCAGUUACUCCAGGACCUGCAAACUCAGUAUGGGACCAGUGGUUUGAAGGGGCUCAAAGUGUGCGGGUUCGUCAUCGAUGCUUGAUCCUCUGAUGCAAUGAGAAGAGAUUUUGAUGUGGAUGCUUACUGCUUCUGUGACUUCUGUUUCUUUUAAGGAGAUUGGUCUAUUCUUCUUGUUUUUAUGCCUGUUUAUCAUUAACCCUCCCCAUGCAUGAUGAAUACAAGAAACUAUACUGAUUGUACACAGAGGUUUAUUUUUAUUAUGAUUAUUUCACUGAUGGCACU
Dioscorea cayenensis subsp. rotundata (Guinea yam) is the source of this 574-nucleotide messenger RNA. RefSeq names its product guanine nucleotide-binding protein subunit gamma 2-like. Lineage: Eukaryota; Viridiplantae; Streptophyta; Magnoliopsida; Dioscoreales; Dioscoreaceae. The coding region runs from base 95 to 382 and encodes 95 amino acids. The record is from RefSeq and is a predicted model, not a curated record. Gene Ontology annotation, biological process: G protein-coupled receptor signaling pathway. The transcript is spliced from 4 exons.